Messenger RNA from Cooperia oncophora, 378 nucleotides. The record is from the annotation of a GenBank genome assembly. Lineage: Eukaryota; Metazoa; Nematoda; Chromadorea; Rhabditida; Trichostrongylidae.
AUGGCGAUCGCAUUCACGGAGGACGGUGAAAUGAAGUCGAUUGGCGGAUUCCAGUCGCAAGGUUAUGGACAGCCGAAAGCUGACGAUAUCGUUAAACCAGCACUGAAUAUUGAGGGUUCAAAAGUCACCAAUGGCAGAUCAUUCGUGCAGUUUACAAUUCCUCAUAGCAUCUUUGACUUGUAUACGGACGAUGGUGGUUGCGUUACACUUCAAGUAGCUGUGUUAGCCGGUCAAUGGUCAGGACAAUUCGCUGUGAAGAAGCACAAUAAAACUCCGGAGGCAGUUCUAGUCUGUGGAAUUGAGCACUGUCCAAAUCAUGAACCUGUCAGAGACGAAGUGGCUGAGAAGAAGACCGAAGAAACCGAACAAGAAAGUUAG